AUGCCAUCACCUGUUGCCCCUAUCCUAGGAGUUCUCGGUGGAUGCAUGGGAUGUAUGGUCUUCGUCGAAAAAAUAGCCAAGGCUGAGCCAACAUCCAUGAAUCUCAUGACAUUCUCCACAUUUUUGUUUAUAGCCACUCAAGGAUUGUUCUUUACCUCAAAGUUUUUUUCCGUUCCUAAUAAAAUUCCUCUCAGAGGGUAUAUACCCACUGUUAUCACAUUCUUCACGGUUAAUGUGAUCAACAAUCAAGCGUUAAAUUUUCAUGUUCCUGUUCCUUUACACAUCAUCUUUCGUUCAGGUUCACUCCUUGCUAAUCUACUACUGUCUGUGAUUCUCCUCAAGAAAAAGUACUCAUUAAGAAAGUAUCUCUCAGUCUUUGCUAUUACCAUAGGAAUAGUCAUAUGUACCUUAGCAACAAGCGAUCUCGAAAAGCACUCAGGGCUUAACUACGAAGAAGCGGUGAAGCACUAUCGGGAAUGGAUGAUUGGAAUUGGGAUGCUCAUUUUUGCUUUACUGGCAUCAGCAUAUUUGGCUAUCUGCCAGCAACGUAUGUACGAGACUUACGGAAAGCAUCCGGAGGAAGCA
Molecule: messenger RNA, 585 nt
Organism: Strongylus vulgaris
Lineage: Eukaryota; Metazoa; Nematoda; Chromadorea; Rhabditida; Strongylidae
Source: the annotation of a GenBank genome assembly